Messenger RNA from Nerophis ophidion (straightnose pipefish), 530 nucleotides. It is a transcript of the gene lsm6, whose product is annotated as LSM6 homolog, U6 small nuclear RNA and mRNA degradation associated. The transcript is spliced from 4 exons. Gene Ontology annotation, molecular function: RNA binding. Lineage: Eukaryota; Metazoa; Chordata; Actinopteri; Syngnathiformes; Syngnathidae. Gene Ontology annotation, biological process: maturation of SSU-rRNA; mRNA splicing, via spliceosome. Gene Ontology annotation, cellular component: sno(s)RNA-containing ribonucleoprotein complex; U4/U6 x U5 tri-snRNP complex; U6 snRNP. The record is from RefSeq and is a predicted model, not a curated record. Bases 149 to 391 code for a protein of 80 amino acids.
UGUCAUCACUUACGUCAUACUGUGGUCAUUCUGCCUUGGUGUCCUUUUUGUCCGCGCUCAGCCGCCGUACUGCUUCUCUACUCCAUGCUUGCCUGUGUCGUCUAGACAACAUUUACAAGGUAAAACAAGUUGUAAACACUCAAUAAGGAUGAGUCUCAGAAAGCAGACACCCAGUGAUUUCCUGAAGCAGAUCAUCGGCCGACCGGUGGUGGUCAAGCUGAACUCCGGCGUCGAUUACAGAGGUGUCCUGGCCUGUCUGGAUGGCUACAUGAACAUCGCCAUAGAGCAGACAGAGGAGUAUGUCAAUGGACAGCUCAAGAACAAAUACGGUGAUGCAUUUCUGCGAGGAAACAAUGUUCUCUAUAUUAGCACACAGAAGAGGAAAGUUUAGCCCGUUGAGGAUUUUUUCCCCCCCCGGUUUUGGUUCCUGAGGGAAUACUUUUGUUUGAUGACGCUUCAAUCCUGAAGAAUAUUUUGUCCUUUUUUUUGUAAAAGUGGAAAUUGUUAUUAAAACAUCCUGAGUUUGCAAA